Messenger RNA from Fukomys damarensis (Damara mole-rat), 2889 nucleotides. It is a transcript of the gene Aimp2, whose product is annotated as aminoacyl tRNA synthetase complex interacting multifunctional protein 2. Gene Ontology annotation, cellular component: aminoacyl-tRNA synthetase multienzyme complex. The coding region runs from base 126 to 1088 and encodes 320 amino acids. Lineage: Eukaryota; Metazoa; Chordata; Mammalia; Rodentia; Bathyergidae. The transcript is spliced from 4 exons. The record is from RefSeq and is a predicted model, not a curated record.
ACUACGUUUUCCUGAACGCCAGUAGCUAGGGUGGAGAGGAGAGGUGGCCGCGGUCUGUGGUGGUGUGGGCGGUUUUUGGACGUACGUGUCUCACUAUCGCCGCCUUCCUUCCUUUGAUUCCCGCGAUGCCGAUGUAUCAGGUAAAGCCCUAUCACGGGGGCGGCGCUCCGCUGAGUGUAGAGCUUCCCACUUGCAUGUAUCGGCUCCCCAACGUACACUGCAGGACCAGCAGCCCGGCGCCGGACGAGGGCCACGUGCAGGAAGCAUUAGACCCCUCUCUGCAAGCUCUUGAGUCCCGCCAAGAUGAUAUUUUAAAACGUUUGUACGAGUUGAAAGCUGCAGUUGAUGGCCUCUCCAAGAUGAUUCACACUCCAGAUGCAGAUGUGGAUGUAACCAACAUCGUGCAAGCAGAUGAGCCCACAGCUCUGAUGACCAGUGCAUUGGACUUGAAUUCAGUGCUUGGAAAGGAUUAUGGGGCGCUGAAAGACAUCGUGAUCAAUGCAAACCCGGCCUCACCUCCCCUCUCCCUGCUGGUGCUACACAGGCUGCUCUGUGAACGCUACAGGGUCCUGUCCACAGUGCAUAUGCACUCAUCAGUCAAGAACGUGCCCGAGAGGCUUCUCAAGUGCUUUGGGGAACAGACUAGAAAACAGGCCCGACAUGAGUAUCAGCUGGGCUUCACCUUAAUUUGGAAAAAUGUGCCCAAGACUCAGAUGAAGUUCAGUGUCCAGACGAUGUGCCCCAUUGAAGGAGAAGGAAACAUUGCACGUUUCUUGUUCUCUCUAUUCGGCCAGAAGCACAAUGCUGUAAACUUAACCCUCAUUGAUAGCUGGGUAGAUAUUGCUAUAUUUCAGCUAAAAGAAGGGAACAGUAAAGAAAAAGCAGCUGUUUUUCGCUCCAUGAACUCUGCUCUGGGGAAGACCCCAUGGCUGGUUGGGAAUGAGUUCACUGUGGCAGAUGUGGUGCUCUGGUCUGUGCUCCAGCAGACAGGGGGCUGUGGCACAGCAGCACCUGCCAACGUGCAGCGGUGGCUGAAGUCAUGUGACAACCUGGCCCCUUUCAACACUGCCCUCAAGCUCCUUAAGUGAAUUUCAGUAACUGGUUUUAAAGGGUUUUAAGAAUGGUGCUGCCUCAUACUGUCAGUAAAGAGAAUUGUAGGCAGAAUCACUCUUUAUUUAGGCCACUUGUCCAGUAUCAAUAAAAUCAUCAUAUUAAUUUGUGAGUCCAGGUUUUAUGUAAAAUUCAGAACUAUUGUUUGCACUAUACCAUGACUGCCAAUUAUGGCAAGGACUUCCUGUGAUACUGAAAUAGAGAGGAAAGCAUGGAACAGGCUUCAUUUUGAGCAGUCUUAGGUCAUACAAGAGCUACUUAAGGAAAAGGUAGCUAAGUAUCCUUUACAGCUUACAGAAGUCUUCUACAGGUUAUUAAAUAAAACCAAGAAAUCACAUUUUGUACACUAAAGAUUGAAAAUUUACAUCCCAGCUGUCUUGAGAGUCCGCUUUCAUGUUAUUGAUACAGCCUACUUAAGGCUGGAUGGUGUGUCCUCAUAUUCCACAUCAUCCUUUACCCCUCUGUCCUGAGAAAGGAGGCUUAGCUGCUUCUUUAGUGCUUCAAUUUCUUUUUCUUGCUCUAUUAUUUUCAUCUGUAGGGUGAGAUUUACCUGUUUAGACAGAAAAUUUUAAGCUUCAUUAAAAUGGCUACUUCUCUUUUAAAUGUACAGAUAGUUCCCACUUUGCAGUCCUAUGCAUGAAUUCUAGUUGUCACAGUAUCACCAGCCACCCAAUUGCGUGGAUGGAGUGUCAGCUAUCACUGGAUAGUGGUACCUCAGUUCACAAACACUUUUGUUUGCCAACAAUUUGGUUGGCACACAGAAGUGUUAGGCAACAUUUUAUUUUUGUUUGUAAACUGCAUAAGGUGACAAACAACUGCGAUCAUCUUUCCCACCCAAACAUGAAUGUUGCUAUCUUUUCCAAAAUUGUAAAACAAAUUAAGUUCAUGAACCAAGAUACCACUGUAUUUAUUGUAAUUGUGUGUUGCCCUCAGCCCCAAAAUGUAAGUAACCACAUUAUCAUCAACGCCAGUCAAGUGGCUUCUAUUAAGGCUUUCGGUGCUCGGUCACUGCCUCUUAGUUCACAGCAACAUGGCUAUGCUGUCUCCAUUUCUUCCAGAGCACAGCCUGUGUGAGAUUUUUAACCACUUAAUAGUUUUACCCCCAAGCAUCACUGAGGCAGCAUGUUUAUUUAUACACUUACUAUCCCCAGCACUGCUCAGGCAGGUGUCAUUUAAAACAGUCAAGUCUUGUGUUGAAUAAAUUUGAUAUAUAACUGUCAUUUUUAUAUUUCCGGUUAUAAAAAUUAAUGAAAAAAUAUGCAGUUUUUGAUCAUCCUGGACUGGUCAGUGGUUAAAGAAUGGAUAAAUGGAAGGAUACUGGCCAGCAAAGAUGAAAGCAGCCAACUAAUGAAAGGGUAUGAUGCUAGGAACAAAUGUGAACUGACAUUACUUGGUGUCACAGAAAAAUGAGCUGGUUAAGAGCUGUAUAAUAUAUGCAAUUUUCAAAAAACUUCAAAGAAAAGUAUAUCUACCUCUUCAUUUAUGUUUAUAAAUGUUUAACUUGAAAAUUAAUUAGCCUUACAUGAAGACAAAUCAACUGAUUUUUUGAGGGAUCCUGGGAAUGAGCUCAGAACCUCACACGUGCUAGUCUACCACUGCACUGCUCCUGGUGCCUCUUCUAUACUCUACGCAUGGUUCCCAAACUACUGAAUGACAGCACCCCUUCAAGGAUUAUUACACCACUGCCACUACCCCUGAUUCUUAGUAGGUCAGGAGACUGCAGAGGCCUGAGGAGUCUAUCAGUUUGCAGGGGACUUCUACUGACCUAGAGAGCACUGC